UUGCCUGAGGGCAGCGGUGUGAUUCAGAUGAUGGAGAAUCUGCUCUUUUCUCUGAAAAGCACUUUUGAUACUUGGCUGAACUCCAGCUCCCCUUUCUGGGUGAUCGAUACCAUCCUUGCCUUUCUAUGUGGACUGGGGCUCUUUCUCCUGAUCCUUCCCUACCUGGAGAAUAACCCAUCCUUUGCUCCCCCUAGGAAACAUGGAAACAUCAGGAAGCAUCGAAAGGAACGAAGGGGAAGAAGCAGGAGCAGCAGGAGAAAUGGCGCUUUGAAAGCUUGCAGAGAUUGCCUGGAAGAACUGGAAGAGGUCUGGGACCUGACUUCACUUCUGCAAAGACACCUGGGGAGGUUCCCUGACAAGGACAGCUUUCAUCAGAUCUCAUGGCAAGAUUCACCUGGUGAGGUUUGCAAAGCAGUGCCUGCUGGAGCCCACCCACCAUGCAGGGAAGAGGCGGCUCCCACCAUUUCCCCAGCUCCUCUGACCAAGCAGCCUCUACCCUGCACUUCUGCCAUUUCUCCAGGGUCAGUUUCCACUUACUCAGAGUCAUACCUGAGUGCCUCUCCAACACCAGAGCCUUUCUUUCCCCUGGACAGCCUUUCCUCCUGGCCACUGGCUGUUUCCCCUUCCCCACCAAGCCCGCCUCAUGGGAGAGCCUGCCCUCCACUUCCAGCACCCUGCUCUACCCCAACACCAUCAGGCUCCAUGCUGAGUCUCACUCAGGGUGACUCCACGACACGCACACUGGGUACCAUCCCACACAGGUCAUCUCCACACUCCCCCUGGAGACCAGCCAUCCCAGGGAUUGUCCAUUCAAGCAGCCCUGGAUCGGCCCUGGCCUGGUGGCAGGAAGCAGCCACAGCCUGGAGCUUCUCCCCCUCAACACACUUAGAGUCCCAGAAAGAAAGCCUUCCCCUCUACCCACCAGAGGCCUCAUUCUGGGAAGAUCCCCGAAACGGGCAGGGAGAGGCUGGUGGCCUCGCUUUUGUCAACCCUAAUGUCCAGGAGCUACUGGAAAUACUAAUCACCAAAAGAGUGGAACUGAAGUCUUGGGAGGAGAAAGAAAAGGACAAGGAGGCAGGCUACCACCUGAAUUCUUUGGGGAAGAGGAUCGAGUCGCUGGGUCACAAACAGGACACCUUGGGUCACCAAGACUUCGGGAACAUAACUGGCAAACAUGAUCAGCUGCUUGGUCCCGAGAAGCCCCAAUAUCCUGAUACUCUGGGGGGCUGUCUACAGAAGACAUGCAGCCAGCUCUUCUGGGGUCUCCCCUUUCUGCACAGUGAGUCUCUCAUAGCUGCUGUCACAGUACCUGGGUCAGCUCUAGAGUUAUGCCCUGUCUUAUUUAACGAACGCUCUAAAGCCAAACCAUUGCAUAUUCCAGCUAAAGUAACUUCACAACUGUCAUUGGCCAAGCACUUGACCCAACCUGUGGCCCAGGCUCAACCUCAGUCCUUGACUCCCACCAUGCCCCAGUUGCAGCCAUCACCUCUGGGUCACAUGAAGACCCAGGCCCAACCCCUACCCUUAACUCCAAUCAUGCCCCAAUGUCAACCAUCAUCUGAAGUUUCAUUGGAGACCCAGUCCAGCUCCCAAAUCGUGGCUUCAACCAUGCCUCACUCUCUACCACCAACUCGGGCUCACAUGGAGGCCCAGGCCCGACCCCAACUCUUGGUUCCAACCCUGCCUCACUUUCAGCCACCACCUCAGACUCACAUGGAGACCCAGGCCCGCCCCCCACCAUGGACUCCACUCACGCCCCAAUUUCAACCAUCACCUCGAGCUCACAUGGAGACACAGGUGCGAUCCCAACUCUUGGCUCAAACCAUGUCUCAUUUUCAACUACCACUUCGGGCUCACAUGAAGACCCAGGUUCCGCCCCUAGUCCAGACUCCAUCCAUGUCCCAGUGUCAAUCACCACAACCUCAAGCUCACAUGGAGAUUCAGGACCAAUCCCUACCUUGGACUCCAAACAUGCCCCAGUUUCAACCACUUGUUCAGGCUCAUGUGGAGACCCAGGGCCGAUCCCUACCCUGGACUGCAACCAUGCCUCAAUGUCCACCAUCAUCUGAGAUUUCCAUGGAGGUCCAGGAUCACCAACAACCCUCAGCUCCAACCAUGCCCCAGUUUCAACCACCUCCUCGGGCUUACGUGGAGAUCUAG
This is a messenger RNA of Dama dama (fallow deer), 2160 nucleotides long. RefSeq names its product spermatogenesis-associated protein 31E1-like. The record is from RefSeq and is a predicted model, not a curated record. The transcript is spliced from 4 exons. NCBI's taxonomy places the organism in Eukaryota, Metazoa, Chordata, Mammalia, Artiodactyla, Cervidae. Bases 28 to 2160 code for a protein of 710 amino acids.